UCUCCCGCCUACUUUCACUUUCACACACAUUGCACGACUGUUCAUGUUCCUUAGCUUUUCCAAACCAAAAUGUCAACAGCCGAACCAAACAAAAACAUCUUCUGCAUAUACGAUUCUCGUAUUGCAACCUUGGUUUCUCCAAACUCACAUGAACUUGUUUCCACACAAACACUAACCAACUUCCUUAAACCAUGUUCUAAAACCAUUCACCAUUCAGAACCACCGUUUCUCCAAAACCAACGCAAGAAUCAUCAUCCUCUUCCUAAGAUUCACUUCAAAGGUUGGAAAAACCCCCAAACCAAAUGGGGUGAUUGGGUUGAAACAUUAACAGCACACCAUGCUUUCACAUGGAACCAAACAGAUUCAUGCGACGCCCUUUUGUCUUCUCUAUACCAUUUCCCAAAAAACACAUCUUUGAUUCUAGCUUUAGUACAACAUUGGUCUCCAAAAACCAAUACUUUUGUUUUUCCUUGGGGCGAAGCCACUAUCACACUUGAAGAUGUAAUGGUCCUAGGUGGAUUUUCAGUUCUUGGUGAACCAAUAGCUCUUCCUCUUUCUUCUGAUUUGCUUUCAAUAGAAGCUAAAUUGAUCAAACUUCGAAGGAGAAUGUCGAAAACAAAAUCCAGAAAAGCAGAUCAUAAUACAUGGUUAAAGUUUUUCAAAGAGGGUUUAGAAGAAGAAAGUCAUGAGAUUUUUGAACUUGAGCAUGUGGGUUUUCUUUGUUUAUGGUUAUCAAGGUUUGUUUUUCCUUCAAUUUCGGAUUCUAGUAUCGACCCGCGCGUUUUCUCGAUUGCUAUUCAUUUGUCACAAGGUACAAGAAUGGCUCUUGCACCUUCUGUUCUUGCUAGCAUUUAUCAUAAUUUGAGUUUGCUUAAAGAAAAACUAGUUUCUUUUUCUGUGAAGGAUUUGGAUUUGAAAGUUAAUGGUCUAUUUCACCUUGUGCAACUAUGGUUAUUUGAAAGGUUUCCAAUUCUUAGUCCAAGUUGUCCUCAUGAACUGAAAAAAGGCGAACCUAGAGCUGCCAGGUGGCACAAGCUUAACUCUGAUUCUGAUCAUGCUUCUUUUGAGUUAAUUCUGUCUGCUUUGGAAUCAAAAGAGAAUUUUCGGUGGCGUCCUUACGUGGAUGAUUUGAAAAAUUGGUGCUCUGUGUCACAUUACAAAGAAAAUGAACAAUUUGCUGUUGUUGAUGAUGGUUCAAAUUGUGAUUUAGCAGAGGAGUUGAGGUGUUUUGGAGUGUGUCUGUUUGCUGAUGAGAUUUUCGGUUUGGACUGUGUUGAGAAGUAUAUGCCAUAUAGGGUAGCAAUGCAAUUUGGAAUGGAUCAAGAUGUUCCUCCUUGUGAAUUCACUUUUAUGAGUCCAUUUUGUAAUGAAAAGUUUAGCCUUUAUGUUCCUGCUAAAUCUUAUAAGCCUUGUGUGUCAUUGGAAUAUCAUAAUUGGUGGAAGAAAUUAAAGGUGGAUGAUUCUGAUAAGUUGGAUGUAGUCAUGAUUGCAAAGCAAUAUUGUGAAGAGGGAAAACUUGCAUCUAUUGGUUCUAUUGAAAUUGGUUCAAAGAGAAAAUCAUCAAGCAAUGAAGAAAACAAUAGUAGUAGUGUAGUUUUUGAAGCCAAGAGAUUGAAGAAGAAUGAACGAUCUUUCAAGUGUGGAUUCAACAAUGAUGAUGAUGUUGGAAAAGGGAAAAAACAAGAUGGUGUAGGAAGUUAUGAUAGCCCUUUGGAUGUUGAAGAUUAUGCAUGCACCAUUUUGGGGGCUUCUUCUUCUCACCCUAUAAGUAUUUGAUAAUUACAUGAAGAAGUUUUUGGUGCUUUUUUUUGGACAAAAGGCAAAAGCUAAAGGCAUGAUUGGAUUGAAACAUGAA
Messenger RNA from Lathyrus oleraceus (garden pea), 1855 nucleotides. RefSeq lists its product as uncharacterized. Gene Ontology annotation, biological process: meristem development; meristem maintenance. The coding region runs from base 70 to 1776 and encodes 568 amino acids. The record is from RefSeq and is a predicted model, not a curated record. Lineage: Eukaryota; Viridiplantae; Streptophyta; Magnoliopsida; Fabales; Fabaceae. The transcript has a single exon.